CUCAGGCUUGGCCAGUUCUGGUCGCACGCGGUAGCAGAAAGGCCCAAGGCACUGACAGACACCCAGCGCUGCCACCUCCCGGGUGUGGCGGGUCAAGAAACCCGGGUCUCAGGCCCGAGCAACUGUGCGGCCACGUGCAACACGCGCUUUGCCCUCAGCCUGGGCGGGGACCGGACCCAUCCGCGGCAGCCGGGAGGAGAAGGGAGCCGCCCCCGGCGACAGUGCCACCCGCGUGGGAGGGCACGGGACCAGCCGAGGGGCAGACGACCGAGGCGGUCAGGCAGGGGACGCGGGACCUUGGGACUGAUCGAGGCUGACUGACUCUGUGUGGGACUGGCAAAGCGACGGACAGGUGGGAGCAACCAGACAGCCCGAGAAAGGGAGGAGAGAAACGGAGAAAGAAGAGAGGAGAGAGAGGAGAGGAGAGGAGAAAGAAAAAGAGAGAGGACAGAGAGAGAGAGAGAGAGAGAGAGAGAGAGAGAGAGAGAGAGAGAGAGAGAGAGAGAGAGAGAGAGAGACUGACUCAGUAGGCAGAGACAGACACAGAAAUAGCGGAGAGAGAGAAACACUCGUGUGCUCCCUCCCUCCAAACGCCCUCCUCUGACCGAGGGAAGUGGCCAGGGGCUCAGAGUAGGAGAGACAGGAUAGGCACAGAAGACCGCAAGAGAGACCCUGCAUUGCUGGUGGGACCAAGGGACUUGGAGGGGCGGAUAGACUAACGCACAGACUGGCAAUCUGAGAGAGUGGCAGCUUCAAGAGCAGAGCGCAGCAAGGCGAGAAUCCUGUGCUGAGCUGCCAGACUGACCGACAACUGGUCAGAGUGACAGAAGUACAGACAGAAGAGCAGACAGGAGGCCGGGGCACGUUCCCUCUCAGCAGCCAGUGGGGCAGAGAAGGCGGCGGCGGCGCCCUGAGUGCAUCGGAAGCACGGAUCAGUCGCAGGGGCAGCCGGCGCGUAAGCCCCAGCCAGCGCAGUAGCUGCAACCCCAGCCGUGGCUGCGUGGCUGCCACAGCUGUGCGGGUAUCCCAGCCCACUAUGCAGAAAGCUCUUACUAGCAGUUAAAUAAAUCGACCAAAAAAAAAAAAAAAAAAAAAAAAAAAGCCAACAACAGAAAAGGAAGCCAAAAACAAAAACAAAACCAAUCGAGCCAAAUCAAUCAUUAAGAAACAACAAUAUUAAUAAAAGCCAAAAACUAAAUCAAAUCAACCAAGGCACCAAGAAGCUGGGGGGAUAUCCACUGUUCGUCAAGGUUGACGAUGAUGCGUCAAACUGUGUAAGGGAACUGCACAGAGAUGGGCAUUCUGAACUGUUAAUGGGGACAUGGGACGCCAGUUGCCUCUGAUCACUUGUGUGGAUUUUCCCGGUGUAGAACGACAGAAGCCGCUAGUAAGUCACCAAGACCUACAGCAGGAAUUCUGCGUGAAAGGGCAUCAAACCUUGUUAUUUUAAUUUGCAUCUGGGAGAAUGUCUGAGCAAGGAGACCUGAACCAGGCAAUAGUGGAGGAAGGGAGGAAUGAGCAGGAGACAGCCGCUCCAGAGAAUGGCAUAGUGAAAUCAGAAAGUCUGGAUGAAGAAGAGAAAUUGGAAUUGCAGAGGCGGCUGGCAGCUCAGAAUCAAGAGAGAAGAAAAUCCAAGUCAGGAGCAGGAAAAGGUAAACUGACUCGCAGUUUAGCUGUCUGUGAGGAGUCAACAGCCAGACCAGGAGCUGAAAGCCUUCAGGAUCAGGAAUCAAUUCAUUUACAGCUUUCCAGUUUUCCCAGCCUGCAAGAGGAGGAUAAAUCUAGGAAAGAUGACUCUGAGAGAGAAAAAGAAAAGGAUAAAAACAAAGAUAAAACCUCUGAAAAACCCAAGAUCAGAAUGUUAUCAAAAGAUUGCAGCCAAGAAUACACAGAUUCUACAGGCAUAGACUUACAUGAGUUUCUGAUUAACACUCUAAAGAAUAAUUCCAGGGACAGGAUGAUACUCUUGAAAAUGGAACAGGAAAUUAUUGAUUUCAUUGGUGACAACAACAAUCAUUAUAAAAAGUUCCCUCAGAUGUCAUCAUAUCAGAGGAUGCUUGUCCAUCGGGUGGCAGCUUACUUUGGAUUGGAUCAUAAUGUGGAUCAAACAGGAAAAUCUGUUAUCAUCAACAAGACCAGCAGCACCAGAAUACCAGAGCAAAGGUUUUGUGAACAUUUAAAAGAUGAAAAAGGUGAAGAAUCCCAGAAGCGGUUUAUCUUGAAGCGAGAUAACUCUAGUAUUGAUAAAGAAGACAAUCAGCAAAACAGAAUGCAUCCAUUUAGAGAUGACAGACGAAGUAAAUCAAUUGAAGAGAGAGAAGAGGAAUAUCAGAGAGUGAGGGAGAGAAUAUUUGCACACGAUUCAGUUUGCUCCCAGGAAAGCCUUUAUGUGGAAAACAGUAGGCUCUUGGAAGACAGUAACAUAUGCAAUGAGACCUAUAAGAAAAGACAGCUCUUUCGGGGCAACAGAGAUAGCUCAGGGAGAACAUCUGGGAGUCGGCAGAGCAGCUCGGAGAAUGAACUCAAGUGGUCAGACCACCAGAGGGCCUGGAGCAGCACAGACUCCGACAGCUCCAACCGCAAUCUGAAGCCCACCAUGACCAAGACGGCGAGUUUUGGGGGCAUCACGGUGCUGACCAGGGGUGACAGCACAUCCAGUACCAGGAGUACCGGGAAACUGUCCAAAACAGGUAGUUCCGAGUCUUCCAGCAGCGCAGGCUCUUCAGGAUCACUGUCCCGCACCCAUCCACCUCUCCAGAGCACACCCCUGGUCUCAGGCAUGGCAGCUGGAUCUCCUGGCUGUGUGCCUUAUCCAGAGAAUACAAUGGGGGGCCAGGUCCCUCCCAGCAGCACCAGCUACAUCCUCCUUCCACUUGAAGCUGCAACAGGCAUCCCUCCUGGAAGCAUCCUUCUUAAUCCACACACAGGUCAGCCCUUUGUGAAUCCUGAUGGGACUCCUGCCAUAUACAACCCUCCCACCAGCCAGCAGCCCCUGCGGAGCACCAUGGUGGGACCGUCCCAGCAGCAGCCUCAGCAGCAGCCUUCUCCGCAGCCUCAGCAGCAGGUGCAGCCACCACAGCCACAGAUGGCAGGUCCACUGGUCACUCAGUCUGUCCAGGGGCUGCAGGUACCCUCCCAGUCAGUGCAAUAUCCGGCAGUCUCUUUUCCUCCCCAGCAUCUCCUGCCUGUGUCUCCAACGCAGCACUUCCCCAUGAGAGAUGAUGUGGCAACGCAGUUCAGCCAGAUGAACCUGAGCCGGCAGUCCUCAGGAGAGACCCCUGAGCCGCCAUCGGGUCCUGUCUACCCGUCCUCCCUCCUGCCACAGCCAGCCCAGCAGCCCAGCUAUGUCAUUGCCUCUACAGGCCAGCAGCUUUCCACAGGAGGGUUCUCUGGCUCUGGCCCUCCCAUCUCACAGCAAGUUCUUCAGCCCCCUCCUUCCCCCCAGGGAUUUGUGCAACAACCUCCGGCUGCACAGAUGCCUGUCUAUUAUUACCCAUCUGGUCAGUACCCUACCUCAGCCACGCAGCAGUACCGGCCCAUGGCCUCGGUUCAGUACAGUGCUCAGAGGGGUCAGCAGAUGCCACAGGCAGCACAGCAAGCAGGUUAUCAGCCAGUCUUGUCUGGUCAGCAGGGAUUCCAAGGCCUUAUGGGAGUGCAGCAGCCACCACAGAAUCAGAGCGUGAUGAGCAGCCAACAAGGAACUCCGGUGCAAAGCGUAAUGGUCUCCUACCCAACCAUGUCUUCUUAUCAGGUGCCAAUGACGCAAGGUUCUCAAGGACUGCCGCAGCAGUCCUACCAACAGCCAAUCAUGCUACCUAACCAGGCAGCUCAAGGGUCACUCCCGGCCACUGGAAUGCCUGUUUACUGUAACGUUACACCGCCAAACCCUCAGAACAACCUUAGGCUGAUUGGCCCACACUGCCCCUCCAGCACUGUCCCUGUCAUGUCGGCCAGCUGCAGGACAAAUUGUGCAAGUAUGAGCAACGCCGGUUGGCAGGUCAAAUUUUGAGAGCUCUGGCUGUGGUUUAUUUCAUCAGCUAUUACUCAUGGCCUUUAAAGGAAGAGGAUCAAGUUGGGAAGACUGGCUGAGGACUUAAGUAUUCACUCAACACUCAAAAGAUUGCUGCUGGUAUCCUGUAAAAAAUAAACAAAGACUAAUACACACGUUAGCUGGUUAAUGGUGCAUAUUUCUGUCAUGUCUGCUAGGUAUGCCUUUCUAGCUUAGCUAGUGACAUGAAUUCAUCAAGGUAAGAUUUUCUCCUACCACUGAACACCACUGUGUAGAUUAUAAUAUCCCUCAUUUGGAUUAGUUUUGUACUUUGUGUUGAGUUUGUGAUGCUAAAAGUAUUUAAAAAUUAUAUACUGAAUCACAUUGUACCAAAGCUGUAAUGGAAAAGAAAAGAAGAAUUGAUGAAUGGAAGGAAUAAUUUAUAUACACUAUAGAGUUUUCUUUUUUUAAUGCAUAUAUACUGUAUUGUAGUGUUUACUCAAAAUAAAACUAUUUGACCUUAUGGAGGAAGGUCAUGUUUUUA
Sciurus carolinensis (gray squirrel) is the source of this 4532-nucleotide messenger RNA. RefSeq names its product cAMP regulated phosphoprotein 21 (gene Arpp21). Gene Ontology annotation, cellular component: cytoplasm. The transcript has 21 exons. The record is from RefSeq and is a predicted model, not a curated record. Lineage: Eukaryota; Metazoa; Chordata; Mammalia; Rodentia; Sciuridae. The coding region runs from base 1466 to 4009 and encodes 847 amino acids. Gene Ontology annotation, molecular function: nucleic acid binding.